AUGAGUCAGGGUGAAGGUUUAGUGAAAAGACGAAAUAUAGCUAGUAAAGAAUAUGUCGAGGGUUCUUGUAAUUCGAGAGAAAAUGAUCAUGAUGACACUAAAGUCGAGGGCAAUGAAGAUGAUGACGGAGAUUCAAAGGAUACUAGAUUGACUUUAAUGGAAGAAGUUUUACUUCUUGGUUUGAAAGAUAAAGAAGGUUAUACUUCUUUUUGGAAUGAUUGUAUUUCAAGUGGGUUGAGAGGAUGUAUAUUGAUUGAACUUGGACUUAGGGGAAGAAUUGAAUUAGAAAAAGCUGGAAUGAGGAGAAAGGGUUUGUUAAAUAGAAAGAUACUAGUCAAAAAUGAUGCAUCAACAGGAGAUGUUUUGUUGGAUGAAGCAUUAAAACAUAUGAAAGAAACUAGCCCACCAGAAACAAUUCAAAGUUGGAUAGAAUACUUAAGUGGUGAAACAUGGAAUCCAUUAAAACUUAGAUAUCAGUUAAAAAAUGUUAGAGAAAGAUUGGCGAAAAAUUUAGUUGAAAAAGGAGUUUUAACGACGGAAAAACAAAAUUUCAUUCUAUUCGACAUGACAGUGCAUCCCGUAACGGAUAACAUAGCUAAAUCUAGAUUGGUUAAAAAAGUUCAAGAAGCUGUUUUAGUGAAGUGGAUAAAUGAUCCUCACAGAAUGGAUAAAAGACUAUUGUCAUUAAUUUGUCUCGCACAUGCUUCGGAUGUUUUAGAAAAUGCUUUCGCACCUUUAAACGAUGAUGAUUAUGAGCUUGCUAUGAAAAGAGUUCGAGAGCUUUUAGAUUUAGAUUUUGAAACUGAAAGUAUGAAACCGAAUACAAACGAAGUUAUUUGGGCUGUUUUUGCAUCCUUCACAAAAUGA
Molecule: messenger RNA, 867 nt
Organism: Pediculus humanus corporis (human body louse)
Lineage: Eukaryota; Metazoa; Arthropoda; Insecta; Psocodea; Pediculidae
Product: golgi phosphoprotein, putative
Exons: 3
Coding region: 1-867 (288 amino acids)
Biological process (GO): Golgi to plasma membrane protein transport; retrograde vesicle-mediated transport, Golgi to endoplasmic reticulum; Golgi organization
Cellular component (GO): trans-Golgi network; cytosol; Golgi cisterna
Molecular function (GO): phosphatidylinositol-4-phosphate binding
Source: RefSeq, a predicted model, not a curated record